GCCGGGAGCUGUGGUCCGGCCCCGUCCCGGCCUGCCCCGCGCCGCCGCCGCUGCCGCCAUGGCCGCGAUGUUCUGCGCCCGCCGCCUCGUCCGCCUCGCCCGCCCCGCGCUGCCGCUGCCCCCUGCCCGCGGCUAUGCCGAUCCCGCCGGCGGCCCCGCAGCCAUGGCCUUCACCUUCGCCUCACCCACACAGGUGUUCUACAACGGCGCCAACGUGAAGCAGGUGGAUGUGCCCACGCUGACGGGCUCCUUUGGCAUCCUGGCAUCCCACGUGCCCACGCUCCAGGUGCUCCGGCCGGGUGUUGUCACAGUCCAUGCCGAGGACGGGACGGCCACCAAGUACUUUGUGAGCAGCGGCUCUGUCACUGUCCACGCCGACUCCACGGUGCAGGUGCUGGCAGAGGAGGCAGUGACCAUGGACAUGCUGGACCUGGCUACUGCAAAAUCCAACCUGGAGAAAGCCGUGUCAGAGAUGGCAGCAGCGUCCGAUGAAGCUGCUAAAGCAGAAGCUCAGAUUAAGGUAGAAGCUAACGAAGCCCUGGUGAAGGCUCUGGAGUAAAUCCAGGAAUUGUGGAUGCAGAACUCCCAGCCUGUCCCUGUUGUGCUCCCUGGCUGUACAGAUGGAACGGGACAAAUGGAGGCGGAGAAAUGGUUCUGAUCAAUUAAAAGGAAAUGUGACCCCC
Prinia subflava (tawny-flanked prinia) is the source of this 683-nucleotide messenger RNA. It is a transcript of the gene ATP5F1D, whose product is annotated as ATP synthase F1 subunit delta. Bases 59 to 559 code for a protein of 166 amino acids. The transcript is spliced from 5 exons. Gene Ontology annotation, biological process: proton motive force-driven ATP synthesis. NCBI's taxonomy places the organism in Eukaryota, Metazoa, Chordata, Aves, Passeriformes, Cisticolidae. The record is from RefSeq and is a predicted model, not a curated record. Gene Ontology annotation, molecular function: proton-transporting ATP synthase activity, rotational mechanism.